Stegodyphus dumicola is the source of this 10944-nucleotide messenger RNA. RefSeq names its product putative phospholipid-transporting ATPase IIB. The record is from RefSeq and is a predicted model, not a curated record. Gene Ontology annotation, molecular function: ATP hydrolysis activity; ATPase-coupled intramembrane lipid carrier activity; ATP binding. Lineage: Eukaryota; Metazoa; Arthropoda; Arachnida; Araneae; Eresidae. Gene Ontology annotation, biological process: endocytosis; phospholipid translocation; retrograde vesicle-mediated transport, Golgi to endoplasmic reticulum. Gene Ontology annotation, cellular component: trans-Golgi network; endosome; plasma membrane.
UUUUGAAAACUUUAUGAGAUACUGAGAUAAUCAUUCUGUAAAUCAAAGAGAGGGAUUUAUUUAGAAUCCACUGUCAUUUUUAAAAAUUUCUUUCUAUUUUUUAUAGCUUGGUUUGAUAUUCUUUACAGUAGUAUUUAUUUUAUAUUGAGGUGAACUGUGUGUUUACUUUCGAACUAACAUCGCAUUAAAAGAAAUUUAAUUAAAUUUUCAUCAUCAUCUUCCAAAAGUGAUAAAUAGAAAGUGGUAAUCUGAAUUAACCGUUUUCUGAGCCAGAGAGCUCAGUGGUUAUACGUUAAUGUGAUUCAAAGAUCAUCUGAAAACAUCACGUGAAUAUACCAUUGCACUUAAACACCUAAAGAAACUGACAGGUGGUUUUGUGAUGUCAUACAAAUAGUACAUAAUGGUGAAUGCCAAAAUUAUUAACGCCGAGAAGCGAAAUGAUGACUCAUAAAUUUUCUGUGGAAGGUGAAGCAGAGAGUAUAAGUCUUAGAGAUCGGUCUAGGCAUCAUAUUAUAAAUGAAUCUGCAGAGAACAUUUUAAGUAGUGAUGAAGGAUUUGAAGCUGGAGAAGAUGAUUCUUUAUUAGAGCCUCAUUAUUUGCAACACAAAAAAAGGAGUUUCAAAUACAAGUUUUUCUGUUGUUUGUGCCAUUAUAUGCAAGUGUUUUGUUCAAAGUGUUGUAAAGUCAUGCCAAAACUGUGUGGGGAGCGAGAACAUAAAGCUAGAACUGUUUUUAUCGGCCGAGCAAAUAAUGAAAAUUUUCCACCAAAUAUCAUUAAGAAUCAAAAGUAUAAUAUAUUUACAUUUAUUCCAUUAGUGCUGUUUCAUCAAUUCAAAUUUUUUCUAAAUCUGUAUUUCUUAGUCAUGGCACUUUCACAGUUUAUUCCAGAUGUUAGAAUAGGCUAUUUAUAUACAUAUUGGGGACCACUAGGCUUUGUAUUAACUGUAACAUUGAUUAGAGAAGCUAUUGAUGACUUCAGGAGGUACAGACGAGACAGAGAAGUUAACUACAGAAAGUAUCGUAAAUUAACAUCACGAGGUGUUGUACAAGUUCCUAGUGCAAAUAUUAAAGUUUCUGACCUUAUCAUUGUAGACAAGGAUCAAAGAGUUCCAGCAGAUAUGGUGUUUUUAUCUACUACAGAAAAGAGUGGAGCAUGUUUUAUCAGGUCUGAUCAGCUAGAUGGUGAAACAGAUUGGAAAUUAAGGCUUGCUGUUUCUACUACUCAGAGAUUAUCUUCAGCUGAUGAAUUGUUCCAAAUGGAUGCAUCUAUAUAUGCUGAAGAGCCAAAGAAAGAUAUUCAUAGUUUUGUGGGAAAAUUUACCAGGAAUGACAGAGAUGGAGCUGAAGUUUCUUUAGGCAUAGAAAAUACCUUGUGGGCAAACACAGUUAUAGCUUCUGGAACAGCCAUUGGAAUCGUGAUCUACACUGGCUGUGAAACUAGGAGUGUUAUGAACAAUUCUGAACCAAGAACCAAGGUUGGAAUCACUGAUCUUGAACUAAAUCAACAAACAAAAGUGUUAUUUGCUGCUGUUAUAGGUCUUGCUCUAGUCAUGAUGUUAUUGAAGGGAUUUGAUGGUUUGUGGUAUCGAUAUUUAUUUAGAUUCAUUCUUCUAUUUUCAUACAUUAUACCUAUUAGUUUAAGAGUCAAUUUGGACAUGGGAAAAAUGGUUUAUUCCUGGAUGAUUCAAAAAGACAAGGAAAUACCUGGCACUGUUGUGAGAAGUACAACUAUUCCUGAAGAACUGGGCAGAUUAGUUUUCUUAUUAUCAGAUAAAACUGGAACUUUAACAAAAAAUGAAAUGGUGUUUAAAAAGCUUCAUUUGGGGACAGUGGCAUAUGGAUCAGAUUCUUUUGAUGAGGUUGCAUCACAUUUAAAAACAGCAUAUGCACCACCUCCUCCUAGUUCAUCUUCAGAUCAAUCUCCUGCUAAACUUGCUCUUCCCAAAAUGAGGAGAACAAUUGUGACUAGAGUUCAGGAAGCUGUAAGAGCUUUAGCACUUUGUCAUAAUGUAACACCUGUAUAUGAAGAUGAUUCUAUUUGUUUAGAAAAUAUGGCAUCAAAUGGGACUGAUUCUGCUGAACUUGAUCAAGAUUGUAAGCAAUCUUUUGUGUACCAAGCAUCUAGUCCAGAUGAAGUUGCUUUGGUAGCUUGGACUGAAAGUGUUGGCCUCGCCUUAAUACAUAGAGAUCUUACAAGCAUGAAACUAAGAACAGCUCAUAAGCAGUAUUUGAAUUAUACAGUUUUGCAGAUAUUUCCAUUUACUUCUGAAACUAAAAGAAUGGGAAUUAUAGUGAAGGAAGAAAACACAGGGGAUAUAAUAUUUUUUAUGAAAGGUGCCGAUGUAGUGAUGUCUUCUAUUGUUCAGUAUAAUGACUGGCUGGAUGAAGAAUGUGGAAAUAUGGCUAGAGAAGGACUUAGAACUCUUGUUGUGGCCAAGAAAGUUCUUACUGAAGAACAGUAUGCUGAUUUUGAGGCUCGCUACAAUCAAGCAAAAGUUAGCAUUCAUGAUCGAACUGCUAAAGUGGCUGCUGUCAUUGAAAGUUUAGAGAGGGAUAUGGAAUUGCUAUGUCUAACAGGUGUUGAAGAUAAACUUCAAGAUAAUGUACGCCCUACAUUGGAGCUUCUUAGAAAUGCAGGGAUCAAAAUAUGGAUGCUUACUGGUGAUAAACUUGAAACUGCUAUAAGUAUUGCAAAGUCUUCCCGCUUAGUUGCUCGAAAUCAACAAAUCCAUGUAUUUCAGAAUGCAUUAUCACGUACAGAAGUUCAUUUAGAACUUAACUCCUUUAGAAGAAAAAAUGACUCCGUGUUGAUUAUUAAAGGAGAAAGCCUAGAGUUGUGUUUAAAAUUUUAUCCUAAAGAGUUUAUGGAACUAGCCUGUCAGUGUCCGGCAGUUGUGUGUUGCCGUUGUUCUCCCACUCAAAAAGCUGAAGUUGUCAGGUUGAUUCAUAAUCAGACUGGCAAGAGAACUUGUGCUGUGGGUGAUGGUGGGAAUGAUGUGAGUAUGAUACAAGCAGCAGAUGUUGGAAUUGGCAUUGUUGGCAAGGAGGGAAAGCAAGCAUCCUUGGCUGCAGACUUUUCUGUCACUCAGUUUAGUCAUAUUGCUCAUCUGAUCUUAGUUCAUGGGCGAUACAGUUAUAAGCGAUCUGCUGCCCUGAGUCAGUUUGUCAUUCAUCGUGGCUUAAUAAUAUCAACCAUGCAAGCAUUUUUUUCUGCUGUUUUUUACUUUGCAUCAGUGGCUCUCUAUCCAGGUUUCCUUAUGGUUGGAUAUGCCACUAUAUUUACAAUGUUUCCUGUAUUUUCAUUGGUUCUUGAUAAAGAUGUUUCUCCAGAAAUCGCACUUACAUAUCCAGAAUUGUACAAGGAACUUUGUAAGGGCCGUUCUCUUUCAUUCAAGACUUUUUUCAUCUGGGUUAUUAUCAGUAUCUAUCAAGGUGGAAUUAUAAUGUAUGGAGCCUUGCUAUUGUAUAAAGCAGAAUUCAUCCAUAUAGUGAGCAUAAGUUUCACAGCACUGAUAUUUACUGAACUUCUUAUGGUGGCUUUGACUGUGAGAAUGUGGCAUUGGCUAAUGAUAUUAGCUGAAUUAUUUAGUUUAGUCAUCUAUUUGUUAUCCUUAGUGUUUAUGAAGCACUUUUUUGAUUCUGAAUUUAUAUGGUCACUUACAUUCCUGUGGAAGGUAGCCUUGCUGACAGUAGUAAGCUGUGUGCCUUUAUAUAUUUUAAAAUAUUUACAUCGAAAAGUGGCUCCACCAAGUUAUACGAAACUCACAUGAUUUCUUAUGUCUACCAAUUUUUUACAUGAAAGGUUCAAAUAUUAUAUGAAGAUUCAAGUUCUGUGGAUGUACAUAUGUGAAUUCAAAAUGAGGUUUGAAUAUGUUGAUUUGAGGAUGUCUGUGUAAUUUUUAUUUUUGCUGCAGUGCAGACAAAUCUUUUUUUUCCCUCCUUAAUUGUAUUAUUUAUCAAAAUUUCUAUUAAAUGUUGUAGUGUCCAAGAUAUAUAUAAUUUUAAGCAACUGUGAUUUUUCUGAUUUAAUAGUGCUGUAAUUUGAAGCAUUUUCUUUUAAUUUUUUUCUUUUAGUGUAAGCAUUCAAAGUGAUCAUUGUAAAAGUUUUGUUUUGUUAGUUACAUAACUACUAAACUUACUGUCUUUCUUCUCCCUACUUCACUGGGAUGUGAAUUUUGAGUACUGUGAUAUUACUGUAGACUGUUUUGUAAAUAAAAACUUUUUAAAUAGUUGAGAGAAAAAAAUUAAAGCUUAAGUUUUUCAUGAUGUAUCUUUGUAAAAUGUUACAAGUUAUCUUUACAGUACUUCUUUUAUUAACAUAUUUUCUCUGUAAAUAUAUAUCAGAUCUAAAAAAAAAAAAAAAUUAAAAGAAUGGAACACUAAUCUAUAAGGACUUCAUUGAAACCAAUUUUGCGUACAUAAGAAAGCGAUGAAUGUUGGCAGAAAAAAAGCAUUUUGUAAUUUUUUUAUUAGAAAAUAAUAUGAACUAAAUUGAUGUAUUUUAUUGAAAAUAUAUAACUUUUUAAAUUAAAUUCUGGAAAUAAAUAUUUCAAGUUGAACUUUUUCUCCAAUAUAAUAUUUUUCCAUUAUAAUGGAAGCAAUAAAGUUCUACCUUAAAAAUAAAGUCACUUGUGGACAUCUUUGACAGUCAGUGGUAUAACAAAGUAAAUAAGCUGUGAUCAAAUUAAAAUACAACCAGUUAGAGAAGAAAAUUUUAUGAAAUAGAUCUACUGAAGUCUUUAUUAAUUAUACCCCCUCCCCAAAUCUGGUAAACAUUAAUUGCUCAGUCCUGUAUACAAAAAUAAGAAUAUUCACAAAAAUAAUUUUUUUUUUUCUUAAUUGAAAAGAGAUAGAUAUUGUGUCUUAUCAAUUGAUGAAUAAAUUUAGUAUGAUGCAGUAUCCUUUCGCUUGCUACUUAAGAGAUGUUAUGAUGAAAAUGUAGUAUGAAAUACAAAUUGAAGUUAUAUGCAUCUUUUUACAAGUAUAGUCACAUGAAAUGUGAACACAGUUUUGAACAAAUUUUAAGUAACUGAAGUGGAAAAAAAAAAAAAAGUGUGAACCUUACAAAGUGCUUUUUACUUCCUAGAAUAUAUAACCACUAUCAUUCAUUGCUGUCUUCAUGAUUUGUCUCUCUUCAAAACAUAUUUCCAUUUGAUUCCUUUUUUAUAUGUAUAAAAUUAUAUAUGAAAAAUCAUGAUUUUAAAGUCUAAUAAAUCUUUAAUUAGUAUCCUUUUCUUAUAUAUUGAUUUUAUUCUCUCUUUUUAUGGAAUGGGGCUAGUACUCAUUUAGCUCCGAGAGCUUUUUGUAAGCUGAACUUAAUGUUUUAUUGACAAAUUUAUUACAGAAUAUAUUUAACUUAAUGUCUGAAAAAUUAUUUGCAAAAGAUUAAUUGAUAUUAACAUUAAUUUCGAAAAGUUAAUAUAAUGUAAAUGAGGAAUAUGGGAUUGAGAUGAUAUGCAUUAUGAUUAGAUCAUCAGACUUAAAAACAGAAAUCAUUUAACUAUGCCUGAAACUUAAUGAAAAAUUCAUGACUUUGUGCCAUACAAUUAUAAUGAAAAAUUGCUCAAGUUCUUUUAUGAUACAUCAGUUUUAUUGUAUAGCUAAUUAAUUUUUCUUUUGCUUGUAAAGAUAUUAUACAUUAGAAAAUUCAUCUUUUUUCAUACCCAUAAAACAUUUAUAAUAUUCACUAUUUAUCUAGCUUUGAAUAUAACUAUUACAUGUUUCUUCCUUAUGCUCAGUUUUAUUGAAAAAUAUGACUUCUGUUGAAUUGCUUUAUAAUAUAGAUAAGAUUGAAAUUACUUAUUGUUAGUUAAACUUGUCUGUAAUUCAUAUUUUUUUGAAGCCAAACUAAUCCCUUGAUGUACAACAUGGUUUGGUGUGUAGACAUCAACUGAGAUCAACUUAGUUUUAAAAUAAAGUUGCAGAUAGUAACAGUUAAUAAAAUUAAUUAGGUAUUUAGUUGCCGAUUUUUUAAAAAAUGUGUAAUAUGAAAUCGUAUUUAUCAUUCAUUCAGCUGUACUUCGAUACACUUAAUCUUUUCACUUAGUUAGCCAUUAUGCAAAGAAAAGAAAAACAAAUUGACAUCACUGAUGUGAAGUUGAUAAAAAAUUCAUAUCACUUUGAUGAGCUUAUGUAAAAUAAUUUAAAAUUAAGGUAUAUUUAGUUUUGAUAUUAUUACUGUUAAGGCAUAUGUAGGUUUGUCAUUAUUACAAAAUGGCAAUAUUAAUUAGCAGCUAUUGCUCCCCUUUUAUAUUUAUAGGUCUUUUUAUGUAAUAUUUUGUAUUAAUAAUGAUGAAAUAAUGCAACAAAAUAAAUUAUUCAAAAUAUAAUAAUAAAUGCAAGAUGGAAGCAUAGUUUUAUUAACAGAUCUCACUUCAUUUACAUAUUUUGAAUUUUUCUAACAAUCACAAGUCAUCUCUAUGUUAUAUUUAAAGGGAUAAAAUAAUUGUGACAUGAAAUAAAUUAUUCAAUUUGUAGUAUGUAACUGAAAUAUAUAAGACGUGUACAUUUUUAGUUUUGACUUAAUUAACAAAUAUUAAGUUUAUUUAUGUUUAAUGGGUUUCACUUUAAGGCAUUCAACAUUUAAAAAGCAUUCUUUUUUUUAAUUCAACAUGAAGAUUUUUUAUAAAUUUAGUCUGACAAAGUAAUAGUAUUUUCAAGGUAUUUGGAAUGCCAAAGCGUAACUAAAAUUAAUUAUCAGGAUUAUUGAAAUUAAUACAUGCCAAAAAUAUAUUUCUGUAAUGCUGUAAAUCAACAGAUUGAUUUAGUUUUUCGAAUAGCUUUAUACAAAAAAAUCCAGAGAAGAAAAAUACUCUCUUUAUAUUACUUAUUUUUUGGGGAGGGGGGAAUUGGUUAUUUAUAUUUAACUUACAUGUAGUUAUAAUUGUUGUUAUUAAAAUAACAAGUGGAUGUAUCAGAUAAAUUUUUGAAUGAUGUGUAAAUAUGAAUUUUCAUGAAAGUCAUUUGAAAACAUGGAUCAAAUAAAUUAAUGAACAAAAUAUAAUUGGCCUAAUUGUCAUAGUAGUAACAAAAUUAUUUUUUAGUUUUUUUCUAUCAAUGAGCUAGAUGUGCAUCAAUGUAGUAUAAAAAGAUUUGCAGAGGACAUCAAUGCAGUAUAAAAGACUAAAAGGAAAAAGUCAUAAAUUUUAUUUUUUAAACUUUUUUUUCAUUAAUUAUAGAGUAAAAAAAGUAUUUUUUCCCUAUAUUUCUGCUAUGAGUUUGAAAACUGACUAUAGAAAAGUUUAAAAGCUAAGAAGGGAAAAGUUAUUUGUUGAAAUUUGUCCUCUUUUAAGAAUGAUGUAGUUUAUUACAUUUAAUUCAGCAUUAGCAGAUGAGUUACAUGUUUUUUCUCAAACAUUUACUAACUGAUCUUUUUUUUUUCAUUGCUAAUUCAGUUAAUGAAAAAUAUAUAUUUAUAUAAAAAUUAGUUUUUUUAGUUUCAGAAAAUAAAGGCUUAUACAUUCCUUUAUUGUUUGUAUGCCAUUAAAUAAUAUUGUAUCUGUAAAGGAAUAAUUAAUACACUUAAAAUAAUAAAGGAAGAAAGUUAAGUACAAAAAAUGAAAAAAACUAUUUCAUUACAAGAGCUGUUCUGAAAGUUCAUGGGUGCAGAUCACUAUUUGGAGUUUAUUAAAAGAUUAGAUGUGGUUUCUGUGUGUGAAAUAUCAGACUUUUCAUUGUAUGCACUAUUUCCAGAGGUGUCUGAGUUUCUCAAACAUAAGUUAGAGCCCAUUUUCUGAGAGUUUUUGCAUUAUAGAGAUUGUGGCAGCUGUCUCAUCCUACACUGUAUUAAAUGUUCAUCUUUUUUUAACUCUCUCAUAUUCUCAAGUCUAUGGAGUCUGGUUUUAUAGACUAUCCAAUAAUUUCCUGAUUUCCCCUAAACGUUUUAAUUAAGCUUCCACAAUCUUCUUGCCAUUGUAGUCUAGAAUUAUCUUGAAGGAAGAAUUUCAUCAUUAUAAAGUGCUGUGCAGUUUGACUUUUAUAGCAAGCAGAAAAAUAUCUAUGUAUUAGCUGCCCUUACAUUAAGAGACCAUAAUAUAGGGUGUCUUCGUGAGUGAUCCAUAACAUAACUGGGCAUUAUUGUCUUCCAUAAAUUGUUGGGACAGUCCUUGCACAUUUUCUAAUUUCUUCUUUCUUUCAGUCAGCAUUUAUUGUGUAUUUUUUUAAAUACAUAAACACUUACUUUCAACAAUUUUUAUGGCAUUUUUCUUCCAUUUUUAAUUUUUUAUCUCAAUUUCUAAACAUUUCAAAUAUUGAAAUAUCUUUUAAAAGUAUUGAAAAAUAAUAUGAUUUGUCUGAGCAAAAACAUGAAAUUCGUCAUAAAUAUGGAUUGGUGUACAGUAUAUAAAUAUCUGUUAGUACAUGUAAUGGGGUAUGUUUUAACAAAUGCAAGAAAUAUUAGGGCUUUUAAUGAUAAACCAGGAUAUUGAUAUUGUUGUAAAACAUUUUGACUAUGUGUAUGUAGUGGAUCAUACAUAUUAUUUAAAAUAUCACAUAUCUCAUAUAUACUGCUUUUAUCGAAAACUGGCCUAAAUGUUCUACACGCUAUAAUGGUUCUUUAUUUUAACAUCAAUUCUUGAGGAUAUGUGCACGCUUAAUGUAGAUCAUGUUAUACUCAUAAUCAGUUAUUAUUAUGUACUUAUUCGUAUUUUUAGCUCAUAUGCAUCAAAUUGGCUUUGACAACACUUUUUUAUUUAUUCUCAUAGUAGGUUUUUAUUUACUCAUCAGGUAUCUUUUAUUAGAGUUGUAUUCAUAACAGUUUUAUUUUGUGGAAUGCAGGAGGAAGAAAAUGUGUUUAAUUGUUUGUGACAUUUUUUGGUUAGAAAUCAAAAUUAAGAAAGUUAUGUGUAUUUUGAUUAGUUUCUUUCCUUUUGUUUAUUUGAUGUUUGGAUUUUUAAGUUCUCUCAGAGACACAAGACCUCUCUUAGAAAGGAGAACCAUUGUAAAACAUGUUUUACUUUUUGCUAUGGAGCUUUUAUAGCUAUAUCUAUUGUUUUAAAUUUUAAGUCUUAAGUUUUUUCAUGAAUAUAAAAUUAGAAUCUUUUAUUUGUAAUUUCUUCAAAUUUUAUUUACUGAUUUCUUUAUAUUACUUAACGUGUGUAACUUCUAAGUAUAAGUCUUUUCAUUAAAUUUAACCUUUUUUAGGUUUUAUUGUAUUUAAUUAUUAAAAUUGUAUUAAUUAUCUGCAUAAUUUAAAGCACUUUUGUAAAAGUUGUAAUCAUUAAAAAUUGGGGAAAAUAUUUUCUUACAAUUUAUAGAUUGAAGACUUGAUAAGUAUUUUCAAAAGUAUAUAGCUUAAUCUUCUCGUAUUUUCUAAUGCAAAAGUUAAAUAUCAUAUCAGUUGUAUAAUAUAUCAAAAUCAAGUUUAAAACAGAGGGCAUUAUUAGUUUUAGUUUGUUCAUGAGAUUCUGUGAAAUUAACUUCUCUUUCAAAUCUGUUUUUUCUAUAUUGUGUGUACUUUUCAUUGAUUAUUCUUACAUGUCUGAGGAAUUAAAAUAUUUGAAACUCAAAUAUUUUAGUAGACAUUCUUCUCUAGUCUUGUUUGUAACAACAGCGAUGAUGUAUGUCAGUGUCAGAAGUAUAUUCAUUAAGUAUAUUAAUUUUUUAUAUUUUAUGUUACUUUUGUUUCAUUAUGGAGUUGCUUUUUUCAGGGGAAAAAUUACAUGCGUUUUAAGUCUCCCACAUAUGUUAUUGGGAUACAACUAAAUAUGAUUAACAUUUUUGAAUAUGCCAAUAAACUAAUUGCUUCAAAAAUAAACUUAUCAUUUUAUCAUUUAAAGGUAAGAAUUGUUUAGUUGUACAGUGCCUUUAAGUACUGCAGAAUCCUUUGGUGUUUGGCUGUGUGUUUUAUUUUGUGAAAUGUAUCUUAAAUUAUAUGCAUUUAUUAUUCAAAGGUUUUUAUUCAUUAUUUGGAUAUAUUGCUCUCAGGAAUCAGUGUUGGCAUUUUGAUACUUCUGCAUAUUUUCUUAUUGCUGUAUUAUUUAAUAUGUCAGUUUGUUUUAAUUAUGUGCAAAAGAACCUGCUAGUCCUUUAAUACAUUUUUCACUUAGUGGUAAGAUAGCUUUAUCAUUUGAUUCAAACCAUGAGUGUCUUUUUCUUUGUAUUAACUAUGCAGUGGUAAGAUAGCUUUAUCUUUUGAUUCAAACUUUGAGUGUCUUUUCCUUUGUAUUAACUAUGCACUACCAGUUCUUUAGUCAUUAUAUCAAUUAUUAAAUUUUAUUUGAAUCAGUAAUCACACUUAUUGAAUGGAUGUUCAUUAAAUAUACAUGCUUUUUAGCUGAAAUCUGGUUUUGGUAUUUUCCCUCUAAUGCAUACAAAAAUCUGAACUUUUGGAUUAUAAUAAAAUGUAAACAAUUAAACCGUGUGCCUUUUCAUGCUACCUUAGAUUUAGAAAGUUAAAUUUACUCUGAGUGUAUAAUUUUUUGUUCUAUUUGUUUUUUACCAAAAAAAGUGUUGUGCUUUUAAGACAUUGGUUUCUAAAAUGUUCAUUAUUUAGAGAUUCUGUUCAUGGAAAUAAGGUGCUCUUAGUAUAGCAAGGGAGCUUUCAGAUGUUGGUUUUGCUGUCACAGUUAACUUAGUCAUGAAAGUCAUUAGAUUCAUUCAUGCCUAUGGAAUAUGGUUGAAUCUGUAGCCAAUGAGGGAACGUAAAUUUGUACAUGGUGAAUAUGCAGCUGAUGGAGCAAAAUUGUUGACCAGAGAUCAAUUUGUGAUUAUUUUUAAUGUGAUUAGUCGAUUUUUGUACCCGCUUGGAGUAAAAUAAAAAAGUUAAAACAUUUAAAUGAAAUUUUUGUACCAGUUCCCAUGAUGUAGUAAGGUCUGCCUAGCAACAGAAGUUCAGUUAUACCAUUUAUGACUGUAAAUCCCUCAUCUGAAUGCUCCUUAAUGCUCCAUGAUGUUUUGGUGUAAAUAUGACUUAUUGUGAAUAAAGAAAAUUUUUACAUGCUUUAA